Molecule: messenger RNA, 2285 nt
Organism: Dacryopinax primogenitus
Lineage: Eukaryota; Fungi; Basidiomycota; Dacrymycetes; Dacrymycetales; Dacrymycetaceae
Exons: 3
Coding region: 832-2064 (410 amino acids)
Source: RefSeq, a predicted model, not a curated record
GUUCGGCGAUUGACCGCUCACCGGUCGCAGAGCGUUGCCUUCUCAGGAGACGCUAGCCCAACUAGGCCGCGUGCUCCAAAAGGGCUGCUACGUAUCCAUUUCACUCGAUCGGAUGCCUUCGGAAACCCUGGCGUGCAACCGCCGCGUCAUCGGGGCUUGCCUGCGCUGGUUGUGGGGAAGGGAAGGGAGGGGGUAUAUAAUCGACCCUUGGAGGGGGAUGAGGCUCUGACACUGAACGGUCCGUGUUGCCUUCCCACUCCUUCAUAGAACUUCUCGCAACGGCUUGCUCUUUGUCCUCUACUCCUGUCCGAGCUCGUGCAUGUGUCAGCAAGUCACAGCAAGUCCUUCAUAUCGGAAUCUCGAAAGUCAGGGGAUGAUUUGGCACUGAAGGGUAUCUACUGUAUGGAUAUGGAUAUACCGACAUGCCUUCUCUGUGAUGGGAACUGCUAUUGUAUGGUGGAGUGUACCCCGCCCCCGGCGUACUCUUUGAUGGAGGAAGGGAAGACUGGAUGGAGGAAUGAUGAAGAGACGUCCACAAUGGCUCCUACUCGCACUCGCACUCCUACGCCAACACCGGCAACAUCCUCAAAGCCCACUUCUCCCGUCGCCACCCCCGUCACCGCCACCGUAACGCUGGCACCACGUUCCCCGUCGCCCUCCACCAAAAAACUCACCUCGUCCCCAAGACCAUCCAUCAAGCAGGCAGUGACGGGGAAAUCAACCACAGUCAACACCACUUCUUCUUCUACCUCUCCUCGCUCGGAUGUUCAGCGUAUUCUUGCUAUCGCCGCAAAUGAGGAGACUGGCAUGGACGCCACCCGGAGGGUAUCCAUGCCUACCAAGUAUCGCGCUAAGGACUUGACCUUUGACACUGCUAUUACCCGUCCUCUUUCCCCUACACCUCCGAAGGAGAAUAGCACUCGGUCGUCGCCGCCCACCGUUCCUGGACCACGGCCAUCCCUCGCCGCCCCCACGUCAUCCAUGCGUAGUACUGCUCAGGAGGAUGAGCCGCCGACGACCCCUCCUCCAUUUGAGCCGAUCCCGGCGACCCGUCCCGCGAGCAAUACGGUGGAUGCACACGCCGUGAUCGCCUCCGUCACCAGGGAGCCCGCCCCACCCGCCGAGCGCGAUGAUCCCCCACCCUACAGCGCCAUCAGGCGCAUGCCUCAAAGCAGAAGUGAACGUAAGCACUGGAUGCUCCAGACACUCUACAAUCGCAUCGACGGGUUAUCCUUCAACCUCCCCGGGCCGGUAUUCCCCAAGAUCAACAGGGACAGUUUCAUCCGCCAGGGAAGGGCUGACCUCGUCGAGGGUCGAACAAUCAACGAUAUUGGCAACACUAUCUUUUCUCAUUGCCGUACGUGGAAUGCAUCCAGGUGCAAUGUCAGACUUCCCGCGGACUUCAACCCCCUCGCAAGGACCGUCAAGUGCGAGGUCAUCUCCGACUCGGACCUGUUCGAGUCCCCCACUCACCUCCUCGUGCUCACCAGCGGGACGGGGCGGUUCAAAUCCACCACCCAGAUCCCCGUGCACGAGCUGCUCUACCUCGCACAAUGUCAUAACUUCAAGAGCGGCUUGUUCCCUCCCUCGCAGCCCAAGCGCGUGCAGGAAGAAGACGGAACAUAUAGCGUCACUCUCCCCGUUAUCACCCUCUCCGUGCCAGCCAACCACUGCUUCGGGCUGCUAGACGACUACCUCUAUCACCGGAACGUCACCUACUUCUUCCAGCAGCUCGCCUCCCCGCUCAUGCCCACACCGAACGAGGCGGUCGAGUUCGAGACCAACUUCCAGCGACGCCAGUACUACGUCCGCCUGCUCGUCCAGCACUUUUCCUUCCCGCAACUCGUCCGCCGUCUGCUGGCCAUCCACCACCUGCACCAGGACGCAGAAUCGAUCGGAGUGGUCGACGUCAGCUUCUGGCGCGUCGUAAACGUUUCCUGGUUCUGUGUCGGCGCAGCGCUCAAAGGGAAGAAGAACCAGAUGGCGCGCUUACAAGAAUCCCGGCUCGUUUCCGGUCGCGGAGUUAGCGGACGCAGCUACUCGAUGCCCCAGGUCCAAUCCUGAUCAACCCGGAUACCGCACUCGCAAUCUCAGUUCUAAUAAUGCUUUAUUUGGCUUUCCUUCCCGCUUGGCCAAAUCUUGCACCUGCACUGCACUCCUUCAUGGUCUAUGCACACUCGAUGUGCGUCAGUCGCUCCUUCGUAUCUUCUUUCUCGAUAUGGAUGCCAGUCAAAAUCUACCUAGUCUCUUAACUCUCUCUGACUUGCUCGUGAUAUGUAAUAGUA